Molecule: messenger RNA, 1090 nt
Organism: Sorghum bicolor (sorghum)
Lineage: Eukaryota; Viridiplantae; Streptophyta; Magnoliopsida; Poales; Poaceae
Exons: 3
Coding region: 242-793 (183 amino acids)
Source: RefSeq, a predicted model, not a curated record
GCCUUGGCCUUGGCCGCACCACCACCUCCACCUCCACCUCCACCUCGCUAAGCUAACCCGCUGCUUUCCAGUUUUCCAUCCAUCGCCCGUUGUUCUUGUUCGGCCUAAUCCGAAUCCCAUCCUCUCUUUAGUACUUUUGUCUCUGUGCCGACGACGGUGGAAAAGGAAAGUGAGUGAUCCCGGCCAGUCUCCGGCGGCGGCGAGAAAUAGCUAAAUCCUAGCUCCUCCGGCGAGCGAGACCAUGGCGUCCAUCAUCAUCAUCGCCGUCGUGCUCGUCCUGGACGUCCUCGCCUUCGUGCUCGCCAUCGGCGCCGAGCGCCGCCGGAGCUACGCCUACGUGAGCGUGGACUCGAACGCGCGGGGCUACUGCGUGUACAGCUCCGACGCGUCGACGGCGUACGGCGUCAGCGCGCUGCUCCUGCUGCUGGCCGCGCAGGCCGUGGCCAUGGUCGCCACCCGCUGCUUCUGCUGCGGACGCGCGCUCUCGCCGGGACGCCGCCGGGCAUGGUCCGGCAUCUGCUUCAUCGUCUGCUGGGUGACGUUCGUGAUCGCGGAGCUGUGCCUGCUGGCGGGGUCGGUCCGGAACGCCUACCACACCAAGUACACGACGCUGUUCAGCAAGGGUCCGCCCCAGUGCGCCAUGCUGCGCAAGGGCGUCUUCGCCGCCGGCGCCGCCUUCACCUUCCUCACCGCACUCUUCACCGAGCUGCACUACCUCUUCUACGCCAGGGCGCGCGACGCCGCCGACGUGCCCCCGCCCAUCGUUGGCGGCAUCGGCAUGACCCGCAUGUGAUUUAUUUUUGUGGCUGUGGUCGUGAUCGCGGCGACCGGCGGUGCAGGCAGCCGUGCCCGUUCCGCUGUGGAGCCGUGCUUGACUGCUCCCGUGUACAUGUGCUCCAUCGUUCCUUGCAUUCCAUGGGGACCUUGACUGAACUGAAAGCGUGUGAUAGUACUGUGACGUGCUGCGUGCUCUGUAACUCUGUGAUAGUACAUUAGUCAUCAGCAUUCAGCAGAGAGUGGAUUAGUUUUUCUGUGUUGUACAGUACAUUCACAAGGAAGGAAUCAUCAGAGAUUAUUGUCUCGGUCUGAA